AAUGAAGCUUGAAGUAGAGUUCAUCUGCCAAGACCUAAUCAAGCCAAGUUCUCCUACACCUCAUCAUCUUCAUCAUCUUCGCCUAUCAUUUCUCGACGGAUUACAACCGCCGAUUUGUAUGCCUAUCGUCCUUUUUUACUCCAAGGAAUCCAAUUCUGAAAAUUCUGUAAGAUGCAACGAACUAAAAAAAUCCCUAUCAAAAACCCUAACUAUGUUCUACCCUCUUGCUGGACGAGUUAAUAACAAUACCUUUAUAGACUGCAACGACGAGGGUGCCUUCUUCGUCCAAGCUCAGGCGAACUGUCAACUCUCAGAUAUUCUUCAAAACUAUAACCCUAGCGACAGCAACAAGUUGAUUCCUCUUCAGCCUCACCAAUGCAAAAAUUAUGCUACAUUUUUUCAGGUUACGUUCUUUAAUUGCGGCGGUUUAUGCGUUUCAUUCUCUUUGUCGCAUAAACUUGGCGACGCCUUAUCGCAGUUUCAGUUCUUGAAUAGUUGGGCUGUUGUUGCUCGCGGAGAUUCUGUUAUUAGUACUCCUCUCUUCGGUACGGCGACAUUGUUUCCGCCUAUAAAACUGCAGUCCGGGUUUGACGCUGGAGUGUUGGUCGAGAAAGAUAAUAAAAUCGUCACGAAAAGGUUCAUCUUUAAAAAUUCCAUCAUAGAAGCUCUUCGAGCUAAGUAUGCCGACGAAAUUGGUUACAGUCCGUCAAGGAUUGUGGCUUUAGCUGGUUUCAUAUGGAGCCGAUUUAGGGCGGCUGUUCAAAGAAAAGAAGCAGAUGGUAAUAUCUAUUCGUUGCAUAAUUUAGUGAACUUGAGGCCAAAAAUGGAACGGCCGCUAUCAAAUUUGUCUUUUGGAAAUCUUGUGACUUCAGCCUCCGUGCAGGCUAACAUGAAUGCCAAACACGACGGCGAUGCUCGGAUUGUUAGUGAAAUGAGUAAUGCUAUAAGAAGUGUGAACACAGAAUACGUAAAGUAUCUUCAAAAGACAAAUGUGAUCAUCAAUUUAAUGAAAGAAGAAGUUAAAAAAUUGGUUAAAGGAGAUGUGAUUGGAUUUUAUUUCACUAGUUUAUGCAAGAUUCCAAUAUAUGAAGUUGAUUUUGGAUGGGGAAAGCCUGUGUUUGUAGGUUCAGCUCAGUUGCCUUUCAAGAACCAAGUUUCAUUCUUGGAUACUAGAAAAGGAGGUGGUGUUGAAGCAUGGGUUAACUUGAAGGAGGAAGACAUGGCUAAAUUUGAGAUUGACAAGGACCUUCUUGAACAUGUUGAUGAUCGUCCAUUUAUGAUUGAGACCUUGAAAUUGGAUCUUAAUUCGAGACUAUGA
Mercurialis annua (annual mercury) is the source of this 1318-nucleotide messenger RNA. RefSeq names its product stemmadenine O-acetyltransferase-like. Bases 2 to 1318 code for a protein of 438 amino acids. The transcript has 2 exons. NCBI's taxonomy places the organism in Eukaryota, Viridiplantae, Streptophyta, Magnoliopsida, Malpighiales, Euphorbiaceae. The record is from RefSeq and is a predicted model, not a curated record.